Messenger RNA from Trichoderma gamsii, 2400 nucleotides. RefSeq lists its product as hypothetical. Gene Ontology annotation, biological process: tRNA splicing, via endonucleolytic cleavage and ligation. Gene Ontology annotation, cellular component: nuclear inner membrane. The record is from RefSeq and is a predicted model, not a curated record. The transcript has 2 exons. Gene Ontology annotation, molecular function: GTP-dependent polyribonucleotide 5'-hydroxyl-kinase activity; phosphoric diester hydrolase activity; ATP binding. Bases 1 to 2400 code for a protein of 799 amino acids. NCBI's taxonomy places the organism in Eukaryota, Fungi, Ascomycota, Sordariomycetes, Hypocreales, Hypocreaceae.
AUGGCAGCCCCGUACACGCCUCAGGAUGUGUCGGCCGUCUCUCAGAUGAUCUCGGCUCUGGACGCGGCCAGGAAAGACAAACGACGUGGCGGAUUCUCCUGCAAAAAGACUACAUUUUCAGUCAAGCAAUCCCAAGACGGCAUCGAGGUGGACUCAUGGAGAAUGCAGGACUGGGACUAUAAGCGCAAGGGGCUUCCUACAUAUGCUCGCGGCCUAUUCACCACCAAAACCAGGAGAAACGCACCCGAGAUCGCAGUCCGAGGCUACGACAAGUUCUUCAACGUCAACGAGGUCAACGAGACCAAGUGGGACGUGAUUCAGAAGAACACAAAGGGGCCUUACGAAUUGACUCUAAAGGAGAAUGGCUGCAUCAUCUUCGUGGCUGGCCUCGAGGAUGACACUCUUCUUGUUUGCAGCAAACACUCUACCGGCGACCGCAGCGAUGUCGAGCUCAGCCAUGCUCGUGCCGGAGAGAUUCGGAUAGAGAAGCAGCUGGCCGCCAUUGGCAAGACUAAGGAGGACCUUGCAAGGGAAUUACACUCCCGGAAUAUCACUGCCGUAGCAGAGCUUUGCGACGACUCGUUUGAAGAACACAUUCUGGCCUACGAGGAUGACAAGGCCGGGCUAUACCUUCACGGCAUCAACCUCAACCUCCCCGAAUUUGCUACUUACCCAAGUAAUCUGGUUCAGGAGUUUGCAAGCCAGUGGGGCUUUAUCAAGACAGACCUGCUGAUCAAGGAGAAUAUAGACGAGGUCAAGACGUUCUUGGAGGAUGUCGCUAAAACGGGAGCCUAUGACGGCCGCGACGUUGAGGGGUUCGUCAUUCGAUGCAAAAUGUCACAUAACCCUGCCGAGCAGCCUUUUCAAGACUGGUUCUUCAAGUACAAGUUUGAGGAGCCCUACCUGAUGUACCGACAGUGGCGUGAAUGCACUAAAGCCGUCAUUGCGGGCAAACAAGCCAAGUUUAAGAAACACGUGAAAAUCACGGAGGAGUAUCUCCUUUUUGCCCGGCGACAGCUGGCAGCCAAUCCGAAACUUUCCAAAGAAUACAAUCAAAAUCAUGGAAUCAUCAAGCUGCGAGACGACUUCUUGGCAUACAAAAACAUCAAGGGAUCAGAGGCUGCCAACCUUGAAGGAUUUGAUCGCAUCAUCAUGUCAGAGGUUACCAAGGACGUAAUCUUGGCACCUAUUGCGACCCUCGGCUGCGGAAAGACUACUCUUGCUCUGGCAUUGACGCACCUGUUUGGCUGGGGCCACAUUCAGAAUGAUAACAUCUCAGGCAAAGGUCGGCCACCGCGAUUUGUCAAGGCACUUAUGGACCAGUUGAAGGAGCACCCUGUUGUUUUUGCAGAUCGCAACAACGCGCAGAAGCACGAGAGAAAGCAGCUCAUCGGCGAUGUCAAGACGCAGAGCCCAGGGACUCGAAUUGUCUGCCUAAACUUUCGACAUGACGAAGAGUCCAUUGAUGAUAUCCGACGCGUGACUCAGGAUCGUGUUAUUGAGCGAGGAGACAAUCACCAGACAAUCCAGGCGGCUUCAAAUCAGGACAAGUUCCUCGAAGUAAUGGAAGGUUUCAUUAAACGAUUCGAGGAAUGCAAUCCCAACUCUGCGCCGGAUGCCGGAUUCGAGCUUGUCAUCGAUCUAGACCCUACGGUUGAUAGCAGACAAAAUCUCGAGACAUUGGUCAAAGAGCUCAAUCUAUCACUGCCAAACGUGGUCAAAGAAAUGCCAAGCUCUGAGAAACUCGAUGAGGCUAUGGACUUUGCCCUAAACUACAAACCUAAUUUCAGACAUACUAUCCCCGACAGAGGCGGAAGAAAGGAUGCUAAGGCUGGCCAGCAGCAGCAGCAGCAGCAGCAGAAGCCACCGAAGAAGAGGUCAUUGGAGUACAUGUCCGUAGAAGUACCCACUGACUCUAUUAACAAACUCCUCGAAAGAUCAUUUAAGGAAGUCGGCCCAGCGACGUCCAAGUUUUACUGGCAGCUCAAGAACACGAGAAGAGUGCAGCGCAAGUUCCACGUCACGUUGAUGCACAGAGCUACAAAGGACCAGUUCCCAGAGCUAUGGCAGCGAUAUAAGGAGCUUCAUGAAGCCGCGAGUGGAGGCGAUGCUAAGCUGGGUGACUGCGACGUGAUGCUCGAGCGGGUUGUGUUUGACGAUCGCAUCAUGGCCAUUGUUGUGCGCAUUGUCGAUGGGGAGGGCAAAUGGGAGUGCGUCAACCGCGUUGCGCAUAUCACGGUCGGAACGCGAGAUGAUGCGGUGAAGCCGAAGGAGAGCAACGAUCUGCUGGGCAAGUGGCUGGAAGAAGGGACUGGUGGAGAAGGGAACAAGAUCCAAGAGGUGGUGUUUGAAGAGAAGCCAAUGGUCAAAGGUGCGGUCAAAGGUGUUUUGUCCAGAUAG